AUGGAGAACUUCAAAGCCAUGCAUACAAUUUUUAUUCUUCUUGCACUGGUUGCUUUCCACGAGAUUCUGUCUAUUGAGGGAAGGCAAUUGAAGUCCAUAACAGAAAAGAGAGAAGGUAGCCAAUCUCUCAACUCCAUUGACAAUACCCCACAGCACCAUGAUCAGCCUACAAGCCCAAGCCACAUUCCUAAUACUGAGGCAAGAAAGAAAGAAGUGUUCCCACCCAUGACACCCAAAAAAUACAGCUUUAAUUUCCAUGACACAGAUGCAGCUUACAGAAAAGAUUUUCGACCUACAACACCAGGGAAUAGUCCCGGUGUUGGCCAUUCUUUUCCAAAUCAGGAAGCAGAUAUGGAAUCAAAGGUAGUAAAUAAAGGUAAUAAGAGCCCUGGUAAUACUACACAUUCCCUUACAGAAUUCAAAGAUGAUUUCAGGCCCACAUCGCCCGGACACAGCCCUGGUAUUGGCCAUGUUCUUCAGCAUAAAUCUGCAGAACCAAAUGCAUAG
Quercus lobata is the source of this 507-nucleotide messenger RNA. RefSeq names its product DNA-directed RNA polymerase II subunit RPB1-like protein. The transcript has a single exon. Gene Ontology annotation, cellular component: extracellular region. Gene Ontology annotation, biological process: regulation of root development; root development; regulation of leaf morphogenesis. NCBI's taxonomy places the organism in Eukaryota, Viridiplantae, Streptophyta, Magnoliopsida, Fagales, Fagaceae. Gene Ontology annotation, molecular function: hormone activity. Bases 1 to 507 code for a protein of 168 amino acids. The record is from RefSeq and is a predicted model, not a curated record.